AUGACAUCUCAAAAAUUAGAGACUAAAAAGGUUUCUAAAAAGUUUAGAAAUGCUCGUAAAUCUAAGAAAUCAAAGACUUCUAGUACACCUAGGAAACUGAAAGAUGAGGAGAUUGCUUUCCUUGAAAAUCUUCGUAAGCCAAAGGGUAGUGAAGCAAAGACUAAGGUUGGCCGAAUCACACUGAAUGAACUUUUCGGAACUGAAUUACCAAUGACAAACAAUGCAUCAUUAAAUGCAUUUGGAAACCCAUUUUAUCUGGACCCAAUACAAAUUCUUCAAAUGCAAAUUUUGUUAAAUCAAAAAUCACAGAUGCAUGGAUUUUGUUAUAAUACUGGAAUGUUUCUUCCUGAAAUGCCGCUACCAACGACACGUUUAACACCCGCUGGUGUUGGAAUGCUUGAUCCAGAAUAUGAUUCUAAGAAUUCAAAAAAUGUUUAUAAUCAAAAGAAUAAUUCCCUCGGUAAUUCUGGAUAUGAAGGCGAAAGUCAUAAUGAUAUUAUGAAUCGUUUUUUCCCUAAACUUAAUCAAGAACACUUUAAAUGCAGCGAUAUGAAAUUAGAUUGUUUCAGUCCUUAUCACAAUAAGAUGAGUCGCGGUUCGCAUGCUACACGUGGAAAUUACAAUCAUAAUAGUCACCAUCAGAAGAAUUCUCAGUUUAAGCAUGGACAACAAGCUAGCAACUCUAAUACGUUUGUUCGUAGCGCAGGAAAUAAAAAUGUACCGAAAAAGUCGUUCUUUGUCCCAUACAUCACCCAAGAUCAGGUUGCACGUGGUUUAAAGAAUAACCAGUUAGUGAGUGGAAUAAUAAGAGUUAAUCAAAAAAACUAUGAAGAGAGUUACAUAGAUAAUCCAGAAGGUGAUGAUCAAGUAGAUGUCUUGAUUCUUGGACUUCAUGAUCGAAAUCGCGCUCUUCAUGGAGAUAUUGUUGUUGUUAAAUAUAAAGAUAGAAUGAAUUGGGUAGUACGGGAAAAUCUAUAUCAAUCAUGGAGAGAAGGUAAACUUGGAAAUGUCCUUGAUGAUGAUGGACAACCGAUUUCAAUACCACCUGUUACGGAAAGUAAUCUUCCAAAGUCAGAGAUGGAUGAUUUACUUGACUUUAUGCCAACUGCUUUUAGAUCACGUAUUGAAAAGAUCGAGGAGGACAAGAUGAAUGUUGAUUUUUCAAAGGACAGUUAUUCUCGCGUCGAACUUUUGAAUAUUGCAGCAAAAAUGCAACUUGAAUUAAGAAGAAAAAGUAGUGAUGACAAAGUUUUAUGUCAUUUAUGUGGUGACGCAUGUAAUUCUGUUAGAAAAUUACAACUGAGCCGUGUUCAACAUAAUGAUGACGAAGAAUGUGAUUGUCCUGAUUCUCCAAAUCAAAGAAAGUUUACUGCCACUGGUUCCCGCCGUGUGGUCUUCAGAACUCUUAAUGAUAUGCCUGCAGAAGAUUGGGGAAUACCAGAUAUCUGUCUUCAGAAGACUGCUGAAGUUGUAUACAUAAAAGAAGAACGCCACACAAGAAUGGCUGUUGGACAGUUAAAACCACUUUCUGAUGGAAACAAAAAUUAUGCUUUGUUUUCACCUGCCGAUCCUCGUAUGCCAAGGAUGAUGAUACCAUCAGACCAAUUACCUGACAAAUUUUAUGAAGCUCCAGGUGAUUUUACAAAAUUUAUCUUUGUUGCUAAGUUAAUCGAAUGGAAUGAGAGAUCACAAUUUGCAAGAGGAAAAUUAUAUAGACCGAUCGGAUUGUCAACUGAAGUAGACUCACAAAUAAAGGGUAUAUUAAUGUCUAAUGGUGUUGAAUUCAAAGACUUUACACCAAAUUCCAUGUCCAGUCUAAAAUACUUAACUGCCGAUGAAUUUGUUAUAACACCAAAAGAUUUAGAGGUUCGUCGUGACUACCGUUCAGAGAUGACAAUAUCUAUUGACCCCAAAAAUUCAAGAGAUAUUGACGAUCUUAUUCAUAUAAAAAGUUUAGAAAAUAUCGAUGGAAAUGGAUCAAAAGGAUACGAGGUUGGUGUUCAUAUAGCUGACGUGACUCAUUUCUUGGAAUCAAAGUCCGAGUUAGAUGAAUGGGCUCAACGCCGUGGUGAAUCAUUGUACAUGACCAGCAAAACAAUUCCAAUGUUACCAGAAAUAUUAUCUGAAGAAUUAUGUGGCCUAUUAAAAGGCAGAGAUAGAUUUGCAAUUUCUGUCGUCUGGAAGAUUACAGAAGAUGGUAACGUAAUCGACGAGUGGAUUGGUAAAACAAUCGUUAAUUCUAAGGCACAAUUAUCUUAUGAUGAUGUUAAUAAUUUAUUUGAAAAUUCAGAGGAAGUUUUAAAUGAAGAAGCUUUGAGUAUGAAGGAUAAUCUUUUAACUUUCAAAAAUCUUUAUAGUGUAUUGAAUAAAAAGAGGCGUGAAGCGGGAUAUCUUUAUUUACCUAAACCAAAAAUUGUUUUUACUUUGGCGGAGAACACAUCUGUACCUGUUAGUAUCUCUAUGGAAAAAGGCGGCGUUGCAAAGGAAAUUGUUGCUGAGUUUAUGACAAUGGCUAAUUGCUCUGUCGCUAGACGCCUUGAAGCAGAGUAUCCUAAAUUAGCUAUUCUCAGAAGGCAAGCAAAACCUAAACAAAAAAUCCUUCAAGAUACAAUUGAUUUUUGUUCAAAACUUGGUUAUGAUAUUGAUGCAUCGUCUUCUAAAUCAAUUGCAGAUUUUCUUAAUAGUUUGUUAAAUGAUCCUGUGUCAAGAAACACUGUAUAUCCCGUUCUCACUCAAUUAUUAUCAAAACCAAUGCAGAUGGCACAGUAUGUUUGCGCUGGAUUGACCAUGAAUGAGGAAGAAUGCAAGCACUAUGCACUUAAUACAAAUCUGUAUACACAUUUUACUGCACCGAUAAGAAGAUAUGCUGAUAUAAUGGCACAUCGUUUAUUAAGUGCCAGCCUUGGACAUUCAAAAAUCUCAGAUUUAGCACCAAAACAUAUGGAGAUUAUUUGCAAAAAUUCUAAUGAGAAAAGAUUAAGUGCAAGAACAUGCAUGGAGGCUUGCGAUGAAUUGUACUUGGGAUAUGUUAUCAAAGAAUUUGGAAAAUUAGAACAAGUAGGAGUUGUUGUUGGUAUUUUAGACCAAGCUUUUGAAGUCUAUUUCCCAAAACUCGGUAUAAGUAAACGUGUUUAUACAAAUCGUCUACGUUUAUUGAGAGAACCUAUCUAUGAAUGUGCUCCAUUACCACAACUUACUUUGAUCUGGGAUCCUGUAUUGUUGGAGAAUCCAGUAGGCAAUGAUGGUGACAAACCUUUAGAAGUUGAAGAUGUCUCGACUAAGGGAGGAACAUAUGAACAAGUUGUUAAAGUAUGUUCACUAGUACGAUGUGUCUUUUCACCAACAUCUGAGGCCUUCAAGUACCAGACCGUUAUCUUGCCUACCAAUGACAGCGACAUUCCUGCCAUGAUUGAUGAAUUGAAUUCAGAUUCUCUUCUUUAA
Strongyloides ratti is the source of this 3441-nucleotide messenger RNA. Its product is annotated as DIS3-like exonuclease 2. Gene Ontology annotation, biological process: miRNA catabolic process; mRNA catabolic process. The record is from RefSeq and is a predicted model, not a curated record. Gene Ontology annotation, cellular component: exosome (RNase complex); P-body. The coding region runs from base 1 to 3441 and encodes 1146 amino acids. The transcript has 5 exons. Gene Ontology annotation, molecular function: 3'-5'-RNA exonuclease activity; RNA binding. Lineage: Eukaryota; Metazoa; Nematoda; Chromadorea; Rhabditida; Strongyloididae.